Molecule: messenger RNA, 788 nt
Organism: Tachysurus vachellii
Lineage: Eukaryota; Metazoa; Chordata; Actinopteri; Siluriformes; Bagridae
Product: serine/threonine-protein kinase pim-2-like
Exons: 3
Coding region: 12-482 (156 amino acids)
Biological process (GO): protein autophosphorylation; regulation of mitotic cell cycle; negative regulation of apoptotic process
Cellular component (GO): cytoplasm
Molecular function (GO): protein serine/threonine kinase activity; ATP binding
Source: RefSeq, a predicted model, not a curated record
CGCUGAAGAUCAUGUCCAAGAUUCUAAAUGACAAGUACAUCACAGUACCCGGUGACACACGCAGACUCCCCGCUGAGGUGGCGAUUGUGGAACUCGUGUGCAAGCCGCCACGCUGUCCGUAUGUGAUCGAACUGCUAGAUUGGAUUGAGACGCCCGCAGGCAUCAUCAUCGUCUUGGAGAGGCCGGACCACUGCGUUGAUCUUUUCGAAUUCUGUAGGCCUGUGAACGUGACUGAAAAUAUGGCUAAAAUCAUCAUGCAGCAAGUCAUUCAGGCUGCACGUCACUGCCGUGCCCGGGGUGUGUUCCACCGUGACAUCAAGGAAGAAAAUAUUCUCAUCAACCCUCACAACCUUGAAGUCAAGCUCAUUGAUUUUGGCUGCGGUGAUCUACAUAAAGAUACUCCCUACACUGAAUAUGCAGGCACUCCGAUUUACUUCCCUCCUGAAUGGCUAACCGAAAGAAAGUAUUUUAAAAGUAAGUAAGUAAGUACCCGCUACUGUCUGGGGUCUGGGUGUUCUCCUGUACAGCAUGCUGUGUGGAACCAGGCCGUUUAACAGCCCACACCAGACUGUUUAUGGCCGCCAAUGUUUCCCAGAUCAUCUGUCUAUAUGUAAGAAAAUACACAUUUGUACACAAAGCUGCCAUUGCUAAAUAGCUGGAAUUGUUUUUUUAAGUUACUAACUGAGAGAAAUAAUGAACAUACAUUUCUAAAGGUUACCAUAUUUCAUUUUUAACCAAUUACAUUAUUUCAUACAGCUUCCUGCAGUCUGAUCAACUGGUGUCUACAA